Messenger RNA from Hyaloscypha bicolor E, 1198 nucleotides. RefSeq lists its product as uncharacterized. The transcript has 2 exons. Lineage: Eukaryota; Fungi; Ascomycota; Leotiomycetes; Helotiales; Hyaloscyphaceae. The record is from RefSeq and is a predicted model, not a curated record. The coding region runs from base 203 to 1075 and encodes 290 amino acids.
CAUACCGGAGAGAGCCUUUCUCCAAACCAUGCAGCAGCUUUGGCACCGCGACAAACAUGUACGGCAGACAACUAUUGCUUUGCUAACAAUUCCGGAUCCUAUUGUCCAGAUUGUGGCAUCUGCUGCACGCAAGCCAGUGGUGGAUGGUAUUGUGCUCAGACUGGUGCUUUUGCUGUAACUCUGAAAGUGGUGGGAAGGGGGGAUGUUGCAACGACGGAGCGAUUUGUUCAACAAGCGGGUGCAUUCUCCCAACGGCAACCAUUACAUCAACUUACACCUCUUGGGCUACCGUAUACGACUAUUUCGCCCAGUAAAGACAGUAUAUUCAGACGCUAUAUCAGACGGUGACCAUCACUUCAUCGACGACUGUGGUUGUAUCAGCUAUGGGAGGGCAAGCGAGAGUGGUGAAACGUACUUCCGCUAUCGAGGAAGAGGGUCAAGGAUGCGGAGCCACUGCAACCCACAAAGUAAUCCCAAAUCAUCAGCCGACCCACGUUCAAGACGUUCCUGCGAUCCUGACUGCAACGGUUCCCUCGUCGCCAAACUAUGGCUUGGUCGAGCUCAAGCUCCAACAGAUGGGUCUUCUGGUAACGAGAACUCAGCAAGUGGUCUCUCUACCGGGGCCAAAGCAGGCAUCGGCGUCGCCUCAGUAGCCGGGGCAGCAAUAGUCGGCAUCCUACUCUUAUUUUGCUGGCGGCGACAAUCAAAGAAGGGCGAAGGUUCAGACGUAGCUGCGGGUGGAGCAGGAGCAGCAUCCUCAACCCCGGCACCAUCUACGAGCCCAAAUUCCAAACGAGCCCUCAGUUGCAGUCUCCUAGUUGCAACCAGCAUACGCAGAUGUAUCCUAUACAGAACCAAGGUGGAGGAUAUCCGCCACAUGCUAGUCAGGAGUAUCCUCAGACUCACAAUUACCAGUAAUACCCGCAACAGAACCAAGGAUAUUCUUAAUCGUGGGGCUAUUCGCCUUUGCCGCCAACAAGCGGUCCGGAUCCAAGCGCGAUGCCGUACGAGGUCUGCGGCGAACCGAUAUUCCCCUAUGAAAUGCCGCCGCCGGUCCAUGAGAUGUCGCAGCUGAGCCCGAUUCUGCGGGUUGCGAGUCCGGCGAGGAAAUCGGUUCGUGGUGGGGAGGGGAGGAUGGGUAGUUUGUGAGGGACGGCUGGUGAGUGGAGUUUGGGGUGGUGGGUGAGCGAUAUAUAUG